Messenger RNA from Trifolium medium, 1183 nucleotides. The record is from the annotation of a GenBank genome assembly. Lineage: Eukaryota; Viridiplantae; Streptophyta; Magnoliopsida; Fabales; Fabaceae.
AUGGAGGAGGUAACAUCUUCAUUGUGUCGUUCUUUAUGGGGUAACAAUGACUGUGAUUGGGUUUCUAUUCCGGCAGUUGGAAAUAGUGGUGGAAUCCUCUCAUUGUGGAGAAAAUCACUAGGUUCGAUUGUCUUCUCCUUUACAGGGGAUGGCUUCGUUGGUGUUUGCUUGGAUUUGGCCGAUAAACAAAUCAGAUGUUGUGUGAUCAAUGUCUAUGCUAAAUGUAAUUUAGCAGAUAAGAGACGGUUAUGGAGUGAUCUUCUCAUGACAAAGCGAGGAUUUGGGGAUAUUGUUUGGUGCGUGGUGGGCGAUUUUAAUUCGGUAGUUGAUAUUACCGAAAGGAGGGGAGUUGCCUCAGGGGCUAUUCAUAGUCCGUCAAGGGAGAUGAGGGANUUUGGUCAGUUCUUGGAAGAGUUAGAGUUGGUUGAUUUGCCUCUUAUUGGAAGAAGUUUUACUUGGUUUCAUCCGAAUGGGACAACGAUGAGCAGGUUGGAUAGAGUUUUGGUGUCUCUGGAUUGGAUUCCGUUGUGGGGAAAUCCUAAUGCGUGGGUGGCACCGAGAGAUGUUUCUGAUCACUGCCCAAUUAUCUUGCGUUAUGAUUCUACGGAUUGGGGUCCCAAGCCUUUCCGUUUCAAUAACUUUUGGCUAAAAAAUAAUAAGUUCAAAGCUCUUGUCACUAGUACAUGGGAGGCGCAAAAUUUUACUGGCUGGAUGGGUUAUAUCCUUAAGGAUCGUCUAAAGGGUCUUAAGGGUGUUAUUAAAAGCUGGAGUGGAGAGGUAUAUGGCAAACCAGUGGAACGAAAGAAUAGCUUAGUGGAGAAAAUUAAAACCCUUGAUCUGAAGAGUGAACAGAUGGGAAUUUCGGGAGAGGAGGUGGAGACUCGUAGAAGAUUGUUUGAUGAAUUGUGGGUGGUGCUCAAAAGUAUUGAUGCAUCAAUUUUUCAACGCUCUAGAGCGAGAUGGCUUAAGGAAGGUGAUGCCAAUACUAAAUAUUUUCAUUCUCAGGUUAAGAUGCGAGGGAGAAUAAAUAAUAUUCCGGCUUUGCUAACGGAAAAUGGAUGGGUUGAAGGUCCUGCUGAUGUGCGCCAGGCAACAAUGUCUUUUUUCCAGCAACACUUUCAAAGUGCAGAGUGGGAUCGACCGACUUUAGAUGGAGUGGAGUUUCCGGUACUGUCUGAUGAUU